AUGGGUGAUGAGUCAGUACCAUUUUUGCUGGACCAAGGAACCACUAAAACAUAUCAAAUACCUAUUGGUCAUCUGGACUACAGGUUCAUUGAAAAAUGCACCGACGUUAAACACCUGGAAAAGAUUCUAAGGGUCUUAAGGUCUGGUGAAGAGGGAUGUUAUCCUGAACUUACAUCAUUUUGUGAAAAGCGUAUUGAGCAUUUAGAUCCAAGGAGCAGAGCUCUGAGAAAAGAUAAGCCUGCAGCCACAGCUUCUGAUUUCACAGCUGAAGAAUGGGAAACAAUUAACAGUGAACUGAUGAGCUGGGUGACAGAAAUGAAUGAAGACUAUAAUAAACCACAAUUCCUGAGAACGGACGCACUGCAUGAAAGACAAGACAACUUGCCUCCUAUUCGUUGUUCCAGCAGCUGUCUUCCUGCUAAUCAGGGAGGGACAUACCAGAAAUACAGUCUCAUGACAGAGGCAGAAGAGAUGCCAAAGGUGCCUGCGAUGGAAAUAGGUUCCAUUGCUGUAGCAGAUGGGGUGCGAUACAAGUCAGUUGAAUCUGUUAUUGGGACUGAUUGUUGCAGGAAGGUCCUAGGGUUAGAUUUUAGGUUUGAUGCGGAAGAGGAGUGUUCUAAAAUUGAUGAAGGAUGUAAAGAAAAUAACUCAAAAGCAAGAUUCUUUUGUAAGCCAAGUCCACCUAUAAUUGAAAAGAAAAUAGACACAACUGGCAUGACAAAGAAAGAGAAGAUUUUUAUUGCUACUCGUGAAAAAGAAAAGGGCAAUGAAGCCUUUGCCAUUGGUGAUUAUGUGGAAGCAGUGACUUAUUACACUCGGAGUAUAUCAGUAAUACCCACAGCAGCUGCAUAUAAUAACAAAGCUCAGGCAGAAAUCAAGCUUCAGGACUGGGACAGUGCAUUGCAGGAUUGUGAGAAGGUACUAGAUAUGGAACCUGGCAACAUAAAAGCUCUGAUGCGCCGUACCACUGUACACAAUCAUCUGCAGAACUACCAGACAGCUAUAGAGGAUCUGAACAAAGUAUUAUGUGUUGAACCAGAAAAUGCUAUAGCUAAGAAAAAUCUGCUAGAGAUUGAAAAGAAACUGAAAGGCUUAGAGCCUGUAUCUGAGACUCAAGGCAAAGGAAAAAGAAUACUUAUUCAAGAUAUGGAGGAUUCAGACGAUGGCGAAGAAAGAGAGGAAAAUACAGAAGAAUGUGAAAGAAGCAGAGGAGAUAAAGAAACUGGCGAGCGAGCCGCGGGAGAGGAGGCGGGGAUGGGGAACGCGCAGAAGAAGUCGCACGGCAGAGGAGGCGGCGGUAAGGCGGGCGAGAGGGAGACGCAGAAGCAGAAGGAAUCCCCUGAGAGCGGAUUAAAAAAAGGCACAUCAGAGAAAAAACCGCAAAAGCAUUUGUCAGAGCAUGAAGGUGAAGUUAAUGGCUACUUACACAGUGAUCGAAAGAGGGAAAGCCCUGGCGCUGAGAUCUCCGGAUCGGACGGAGCAGGGUCUCAGCCGGCUGGUGGUGGCAUGUCUACUUCGCUUCCUCCUCCUGCAGCAAAACUAAAAAGUGAAGGGAACGAGUUAUUUAAGAGUGGACAGUUUGGAGAAGCUGUGCUCAAAUACUCGGAAGCAAUUGAAUAUGUCAUUGGUCUAGGAGAACAGAGUCCAGAUGAUUUAAGUAUCUUGUACUCAAACAGAGCAGCAUGUUACCUCAAAGAAGGCAACUGCAGUGACUGCAUUCAGGAUUGUAACAGAGCUCUGGAGCUUCAGCCAUUUUCCCUCAAGCCUCUUCUGCGACGAGCAAUGGCAAAUGAGUCUAUGGAGCGGUAUCGACAGGCAUAUAUUGAUUAUAAAACAGUUCUACAAAUAGACAGCAGCAUCCAAGCAGCAAAUGAUAGUGCUAAUAGAAUAACAAAGACUUUAAUAGAUCAGGAUGGUCCCAAUUGGAGGGAGAAACUGCCACCAAUUCCAGUUGUCCCAGUUGCUGCUCAGCUACACAGGUGGGAUGGAGGAAACUUUCCCGCAGAGAAGAAGCCAAGAAGUGCUAAAGAUGUCAACAGAGAGGAACAGAUGCACAUGAAUUGUGAGAAAGCUGCGGAGAAGUUCAAGAAAUUGAAGAAUGAAGGGAAUGAUUUUGUAAAAAGGGGUAAAUAUGAAGAAGCUGUAAAUAAAUACAGUGAAUGCAUGAAGUUAAAUACUGAGGAAUGUACGAUCUACACUAACAGAGCUCUCUGUUACUUGAAACUGUGUAAAUAUGAAGAGGCUAAGCAGGAUUGUGAUCAUGUUCUUCAGACAGAAGAUUCUAAUAUUAAAGCUUUUUAUAGAAGAGCACUAGCAUACAAAGGAUUACAGAAUUAUGAAGCCAGUGUUAAUGAUUUCAACAGAGUACUUCUAAUAGAUCCAAAUAUUCUCGAAGUGGUUGACUCUGAUGAGCAGGAGGAGACACAGUUUGCUACAGCAGAAGAGGUGACUGAUCAUGUUACUCCUAAGGAGGCUGUUCAGAAGAGCGUGCCGCUGCAUACCUCUGAGAAACUGCGUGUUUCUGAACCAUCCAACGCUUAUGACUUCGGGCAGAUGAUCAAUGCAGUGAACACCAAUAAGGAUAAAGCUGCUUGUGCAGAUCUUUUAACAGUUACUGAUCCAAAAAAAUUGCCAGUGCUGCUAAGUAACAAACUCGAAGGAGAAAUCUUUUUGAUUUUUAUCCAGUCAUUGGAACAUUACGUAGUUGGGAAAGAUCCUGGCCUUGUAUAUCAGCACCUUUUCUACCUGAGCAAAGCAGAAAGAUUUAAGGUGGUGCUGGCCCUUCUUAGCAAAAAUGAAAAAGAAGAGGUUCAGCAACUGUUUGACUUACUUUCAGAAAACCAGAAUAAUCAGUACUCUUUGGAGGAUCUUGAGAGCCUUAAAAAGGUUUAUGAACUUUAA
Messenger RNA from Pterocles gutturalis (yellow-throated sandgrouse), 2901 nucleotides. It is a transcript of the gene SPAG1, whose product is annotated as sperm associated antigen 1. Gene Ontology annotation, biological process: axonemal dynein complex assembly. Bases 1 to 2901 code for a protein of 966 amino acids. The record is from RefSeq and is a predicted model, not a curated record. Gene Ontology annotation, molecular function: protein binding. The transcript has 18 exons. NCBI's taxonomy places the organism in Eukaryota, Metazoa, Chordata, Aves, Pterocliformes, Pteroclidae. Gene Ontology annotation, cellular component: cytosol.